AUGAGGCGCACAGCGGAUAAUUAUCAUACGAGCUUGAAGGCCAGUGCGGUUUCGACAAGUGCAUCGACUAAAGAAAAACAAAAGAAAAGUGUAUUGUUCACUUUGUACGUCCUGAGGCUGUUGACAACAGAGCGACUAUGGAUUGGUUGCGAUUGGUCGUUCGCUCUUCUGAUAGCUGUUGCUUCGGUGCAGGUUGGGGCUGAAGGACCUAAAAAGAAAAUACGCAUACAUCUCCCACAAAAGGUGAAACAUAUACAUCAUCACAAGAAAAUAUACAUUACGAAUCAUCCGGCUGCAGCUUCUCAGUCUCAGUAUGCCCCGGCAUAUUUGCCGAGCGCAGACGGCUCAGUUGCAUUACCAUCGAACGUGGCGCUACCAGCAGUGGCCGGCCUUUUACCACUCAACUCUAUGGAGCUCUACGAUGAUGCACCAUCACGGUUUCCCGGAGGUUCAUCGGUUGCUUCCAAACUUUUACCGUUAUAUCGUGCUCGAGGCUACUAUGGGCCUACUCCAUCAGAAGUAGAAGAUGAAGAAUACGAUUUAGCUCCCCCGCCAGAACCCGAGGAUUCAUAUCUGCCUGCGCCAACACCAAGUAGAGUGAAAAUUAUCAAAGCUAAAGAUGGACCGCGUAAAAAGAUCAACAAAAAGCCGAAAACAAAACGUGCGCCUGUGCGAAGUCGACCCCGGCCAGAACCAGAAGACGAACAUCCAGUGUCAAAUUUUCAUGAACAAUUUUAUUCGGAUGUCGAUGGAACAGGUACUAUAAGAAAAAUUAGGAAACCGCCACGAGUUGAAAAAAUUGUCGAUGGAGAUACCGAACAUAUCCAUACCUACAGCGAAGAGCACAUACAUAAACUCGUAUUUGACGAAGAAUCUAAACUCCCUGGUUUGGUAGGCGUUGAUCCUGUCGGCAGUAUGUCAGCGCUAAGUUUAGCGCGUCCAUUGAUUCCAUUUCAUGGCCAGUCUUUAGUAGCUGUUCCUCCAGAAACCCUAACCGGUUUUGCAUCAGCUGCUUCCGCAUCGUCACAUUUAGAUUAUUCUCCGUACAACCAACGUGACGUGACACAUGAUCACAUAUUUCACGAUCAUGGGGAAAUUCCGGCUGAUGUAGAUUUUAGUAAGGAAGUAUUAGCUCUACCACCGAAAAUUUCUUACAAUAGCCAGGGCUUAAGAAUAAGUGGAAGCCACCCGAAACGGCUUAAAAGCAAAUAUGCAAAUAAAUAUCCGAAGCCUGCGAAACCAACGUCUCCUACUGAUUUUUCCUAUUACGAAAAUAUUUACGCUCCCCAAAGUGGACUAAAGAAAUUACAGAGACCAAAAAUUUCCCAAUACGCUGCACAGUCUGAAACGGAUAUAGAAGAUUAUAGACCUAUUCCGUCAUUUAAACUUUUAGGAAAACAUAAGCCCCGUUCUUAUGGAGGUCAGGCAGUAUCGGAAUUCAGACAAGAAAGUGCACCAUCUCCUUUUUCAGUAUCAUCAACCAUAGUUCAUGAUUAUCAACCUAAAGCUUUCCCGGGGGCUUCUGCUCCAUCGGGAUUUUCAAAGUUUAAAGAUCCUUUUGUAGGUUUUGGUGACAGCUAUGCAAACAAUUAUGAAUAUGACACUUUUGCUUCCUCAUCAAAUGUCCAUUCAUCAGAUCAUUUGACUCUUCCCAGAACAAAAGCGAAGAAGUCUAUAUCAACUCAAAAUAUUAAUUUUGGAGGAAAAGACCAUCAAACGACAGUUGAUCACUUAGACGAGAGUGUCAUGUCCUCAGAAAUAAACGAUGACGAUACACCCACUGCCCUCGAGAGUUUCAGCAGUUUUGAUGAUACUCGAGGCCCAAAUGGCGUGACGUCUACACCAUACACGAUUAAAGAGUCGUCACCUGUUCAUUCAUAUUACACAGCCAUGGCUGUCAAAGCCAUGCAAAACGAACAGGCAUCUGCACCCGAAGCUUCGAAUGAUAACUUUCAAUACGUAGAGGCUCCACCACAGUCCACUACUCCUAAUAUACCUCCUGUAGCAACGACUACUACCGCUAUACCCCAAUAUUUCGAGAUGUCAAACUCGAACCCAGCGUCAACGGACCUAACAGAAGUUGAGAAAAGACAAAGACAGAGGAGCAAAAACACAAAUAAAUUAAACACUGAGCAAGAUCACCGAUUAUACUCCGUGAUUGUGGAUUACAAGAAUGAUGACCGAUCGAUCAUCAGGCCACAUAAUCAGAUGAAUUACAUGCAAAACUCAGCUUCUGAUGCAAAUGUGAGAGGGCAACUCAAAUAUGGUGACAAAAUUUGAACACUAGUGGUAUUUUAGUAAGUUAUUUUGUAUAUAGUAAUGGUUCGUGAUCUUAGUUCCAUAUUGUUAUGCUCGUAGCUGCGAGUGAGAUAGUACUAACUUAUCUUUUGCAAUGAGAACAUUUUAUUUAAUUUUGUGUUAUAGCUUUAAUAAUCUAAUUUGAUUAUGAGCUAUAAAUGAUGCGAAACGACAAUGGUAUACAUGCAUUUUACGAAUUCUAAGGCGAAGAAAGUGUUAGUAAAAAGAGUCCUUUAAUAUAAAUUAAAACAAUGAAUAGUUUGUUUUUAUUUUUCAAUUAUUAUAAAAGCACUUAAAUAAAUUGACUGACAGAUAACGCACAGCCUAUAUCGCUAGUCGCAGAGACUUGAAUUCGGGGCACGAUCAUAUACCCCGAAGAAGGUUAAAAUUAAUGUGUGUAUGAAGCGCCAUUGUUUUUAGAACAAUAUAUCGAUGAAAACAAUAUUAAUAUUUCAGGAAGAUAAUAUUUUAUCCCAAAAUGAAAAUGGAAAGUUUUUACGGGAAAUCAAAUGUUACCACAGCAACCACUGUUAUACGAGUACAUAAUUUAAAAUAAAAAUUACUUUUUAACCGACUUCAAAAUCCAAAAGGAGGUGGUUAAUGUUCAACGUAGAUGUGUUUUUUAAGUAUAUUCAAUUGUUCAUCAAUUUUUUUUAAAAUUCGACAACUUAAUGAACCGAAGUGGGUCCCAUUUCAAUUUAAUAGAAAUCAAUUCAAUAGCUUUACUUUGAUAACAAAACAAAAUAUUAAUUUUUAGUGUUACAAAAGAUUGCGUGUCAAAACA
This is a messenger RNA of Diatraea saccharalis (sugarcane borer), 3082 nucleotides long. The record is from the annotation of a GenBank genome assembly. Lineage: Eukaryota; Metazoa; Arthropoda; Insecta; Lepidoptera; Crambidae.